This is a messenger RNA of Cydia strobilella, 1706 nucleotides long. RefSeq lists its product as uncharacterized. The record is from RefSeq and is a predicted model, not a curated record. Lineage: Eukaryota; Metazoa; Arthropoda; Insecta; Lepidoptera; Tortricidae. Bases 103 to 885 code for a protein of 260 amino acids. The transcript has 5 exons.
ACCGGUGCAAAAUCAAAUAAAACGUAGAUAACUAUCAUCUAUAGAAAACGCAGUAGAACCGACAUUAAACAAUCAUUGUUGCAUGAAUAUUAAUUACCUAUCAUGCCUGGAGAUGAUAAUUUGCCUGUGAUAUUAGUCAGCGCUGCUGAUAAUGCUUCCGCAUCAGCAAUAAUAUCAGAGUUGAUGCAUGCCGGCACCGAGCCUAAGUGCAACGGUGUGUCACACGACAGCGACGAGGAACAGGAUUCGGCGCCCAUAUGGCACCUUACUAACAAAUACUACAGUGCGUCAGUGCGUUUGCGGGCCCUGGCCGACAGUUGCGAACCAGAUCCUAGGGAUGAUGUGCAGGCACAUGUUAUAUACCUUACUGAGGAUGAGUGUUCAGACGACACCGCCUGCGUGCGUCGCGCGGCAGCCGCGCGAGCGUCCCGCAACGCCGUCCGUCUCAUCGCCGCGCGAAUAGACCACGAACCACCCGCCCUAGCGACAUGGGCGCGCACUUCUCACUACGAACUGGUGCCGCUACUAGCGCCACCUGUCGAACAAGAUGAGGAUUUCCCUGAGACAAUAGGAGUAGCGCGUUUGCGUGAGGCGCUGCAUGCACAUGCGUGGCCGGGGAUGCGGCGCGCUGGGGCUGUUAGGGCGCCCGCGCCGGACUUAAAUGAUGACUCAUCGUCAGACUCCUCAUCGUGGGGUUCGUGGAUGGGUGGGGACGAGGCGGGCGCAGUGGAAAGAGCUGAGCAGUUUGCAGAUGCACUGGGCAUGCUCCCGGCGCGGCGCGCUGAAGGUGACGACGACGCUGCUCGGAGGUUACACGCAGAACAACUGGUGGUUGCUUUCUGUCGCGCGUUAGGGCACGACUUGAACUUGGAUGGGGACUUAUAGAAACUCUUAAGACAAUUCUCCAAUUGCUUCUACUGAGCUACUGAGACCUAGCUGUCUGUGGCAAAUACUCAGUUGUUAGAACAGCGGGUCGAGUCACGCCUUGGCGGUAAAUUUUUCGUUUUAUUCUUAAAAAAAAAAAUGUGUUUUUAAGCAGACUGGUCCUUAUAGGUAUUGAAGAGAAACGUUUUUGAAAUGAAGAGUUAGCCUAAGAAUUGGCCUAGGCGAUACUUAACCCCGCAACCUUUAUUUCUUUACAAUUGGCAUAUUGGCAUGGAAAUAACGGUUCCAAAGAAACAUAUAUGUUCAUAUGAUUUUAAAAAAAUACCCAAUUUCAGUAUAAAUAUUAGGAUUAUUAAUAUUUUCAAUAAAAUAAGUGUAAAUUCCUCCAAUCGGCCAUUUUAACUGAAACACCAAUCAGAAGCGAGCCAAACCGUGACGUCACCCCUCCAUGAUAUAUUUUUUUGAGCAGCAUAGACAACCUUAUUGACUGUAAUUCAUAAGUCGUCGUGUGGCCUCAGAAUACAGAGCUGCUACAUAAAUUUGAACCAUAUAAAUAGGACGGUAAAAUUUAUUUUGAAACGAGUUUGUUCCCGUUCAGUCAGUAGCGGUAGCAUUGGUAAUCGCUGAACAAAAGAAACAAUGGCUUUUGUUUAACAGAUUUGGGUGUGAGGUGUAAAAAUCAUUGGAGAAAAUUUAUACUAUAAGGCGAGGUAAUAAAACGCUCGAAUUCGUGUUGUAUGCGUAUAUUUGUAAAAAACGAUACAAACGCAGAUAUGUGCGACGCUCGGGUGAGGCGGGUUCGCGCGGAUAAAAUGUACCCA